AGUACCCAACGAUAUUUUUUGGAGACUCUUCUCCAAUCCCCCCAUGGCCUCAAUCCAACACUCUCUUCUCACCCCUUCUCCGCUCUGCUGCUGUUCCUACGCUCUCCUUCACCCGAGGACCAGGAAACCAUCUCCAGCUCCAAGGUUUCCAAAUGGCACCUUCUCCACGGAAAAGCCGUUCUUGCGGCGCGAUUUCUCGGAGAGAGGCGGGACCUUGGCCUGGAAAAUGGCGGGAAGGCGGCGCCUCGCCGUGGCCGGAGCCGGGAAGGGCCCCUUCUUUGGCGGCGGCCGGCGGCGGCAGGGGUCAACCGCCCGGACCGUGGGGAACCUCGCCUUCGUCGCGCUGGUGGCGUACCUCGCGGUGAGCGGCCAGUUCCGGUGGCUGCUCGACGCCAUCGUCUCUCUCUGGCUUAUCGCUUUUUUUCUGCCUAUUGUGGGUCUCAGCGCACUUGUAUUCUUGGCACGGCGCAAUAUACUUCAGAGCGAUUGUCCCAACUGUGGAAAAAGCUUCCGGGUACUGAAGACGUCUUUGAAGAAUGGUCCACAAUUCUGUCCUUAUUGCACUCAACCUUUCUCUGUUCAGGAUGAUAAGUUUGUCAGAGAAUCUGCUAGCUUUUCAUCUGGAAGGGCCUCUCCAAGUGCACAAGCCUUCAAUGAGUUAUUCAAUCGUGGAUCAAAAGAAAAGGCGCCUUCUGGUCCUGGAACGAUUGUAGACAUCGAGGCUGAUGUCACGGACAUCGAGUGAUACUCCUUCAGGACAGCACUCAGCCUCAUCCGUAUCAGUUUUGCUACUCUCCACGGCUAGUUUUCCCCAAAGGCGGUAUAAAGCUGUAGCACUCUAGGAAAUAGGAUUGCAGCCUAAUUUCAAGCGAGUUCUGGAGCUUAGGUGUAAGACCCCAACUGUGUCUUGUAGCAGUUUGCUGAUACAGUUCGAUGCCGCAUAUAACACAUUAACAUGAUUGUGAAUAUUUGCAUUGCUUCCUUUGUAUAUCGCCGGUGCUGCAAGCAAAUACACCCAGGGUUGUAUAUGGUGUGUGUAUGUAUAUGUUGCAAACUUGGGUGGCCAUUGACAGCCUCUGAACAUGAUGUACAUGAUCCUCGAUUACUGAACUACAAUUUGUUUAUCCGGACCAUUCA
Lolium perenne is the source of this 1137-nucleotide messenger RNA. RefSeq lists its product as uncharacterized. NCBI's taxonomy places the organism in Eukaryota, Viridiplantae, Streptophyta, Magnoliopsida, Poales, Poaceae. The record is from RefSeq and is a predicted model, not a curated record.